UUGUGUUAAUGGCGUGAAGUCAGAGAUGAGAGUGAGGAUGAAGUGGCAGUUAUUUGUCAGAGCAUUGUACAUGGCAGGUGUGACAUACAUAUGCCACGUUCCUUCACCUUAGCCUCUUUCUCUCUGGGUUUUUCAAUUUCAGUUUUUUGCAAUGCUAUUACUACUACCACCUAAGUUCCCUUCGCAAACGCGCUUGUCUUUUCCCUCCACUCACAAACUCAAGGUUGUGUCCGAAAUAGAUGUCUUCCCUUCAUUUCUCCCUAAAGAAGUCCACAGAAUCAAAGACCCUUUUGCGAGAAACCUUGCUAAACGGAUUCAGAGACUUCCCGUUGCUGUUAGGUUCUUGGAAAAUCCUAUCAUGAGUAGUUGUGUGAAGCCAAUGAUGCAGAACAAGGAAAAUCCAAUUGUCCUACUUCAUGGCUUUGACAGCUCAUGUUUAGAAUGGAGAUACACAUAUCCAUUGCUUGAGGAAGCUGGUUACGAAACAUGGGCUGUUGACAUUCUUGGUUGGGGUUUCUGUGAUCUAGAAAAACUUCCUUCAUGUGAUGUGGUAUCAAAGCGUGAUCAUUUUUAUCAGUUUUGGAAGUCCCACAUCAAAAAGGCAAUGAUAUUGGUUGGUCCAAGCCUUGGCUCUGCAGUUGUCAUUGAUUUUGCAGUCAAUUAUCCAGAAGCUGUGGAAAAGCUUGUUUUGAUUGAUGCUAGUGUGUAUGCAGAAGGAACAGGAAACCUAGCAACCUUACCUAGAGCAGCAGCCUAUGCUGGGGCAUAUCUAUUGAAGAGCAUUCCAUUACGCUUAUAUGCUAAUUUUUUGAGCUUCACAAACUUGCCUUUCAGUACUAGCCUCGAUUGGACUAAUGUUGGUCGCUUGCAUUGUUUAUUGCCAUGGUGGGAGGAUGCCACUGUUGAUUUUAUGACUAGCGGUGGUUAUAAUGUUGUCUCCCAGAUAAAACAGGAGCUGAUGAUACAACUCGGAGGAAGGACCAGUUGGCGCUAUCUCAAAUUCUCCAAGGUGUAGACUAUUCAAUUUUUGAGAAAUGCCAAAACAGCCAAAGAGGCUUGGACAUUUUGAAGUUGUCAUACAAAGUAGAGAAAGCUCAGAAAUUCAAACUACAAUCCACGCAUCGAGAAUAUGAAAAAUAUGAGAUGUCUGAUUCAGAAACCGUGGAACAAUAUUAUUUAUAGAUAACCGACCUUGUGAAUAAGAUGACGGUGGAGAAAAUUCUACCAUGCCAAUGAAUUUUGAUAGUGUGGUGACUAUAAUAAUUGAGUCCUACAACACAGGCACCAUGACAAUUGCAUAAUUGCGAGGGAGCAUUGUAGGUGGUGGUAUUGAAUGUGAUGGUGUUUUAAAUUAUUGUAAGAGAGAGUUACGUAGAGUGUAAUGAUGUGAAGCGUGAAGGAGAAAAAAUAGAGAGCUCACGGUAAUGUGUACCGAAAAGAAGAGUAGUGAAAUCACAUUAGAGUGUUCUUUGAUUGUGAAGUAAAUAAAAGUACAAGUGUAAGUGUGUGUGAGCAAUGAAUACAAUUAAGAGUAUUUGGAUUUCAAAGCAAAGUGUGAGUUUUCACAUGUCUCAGUGAUUUCAAUAACAAUACUUUAUUUACAUUCUAAUUAAAAUGACAACUCAUUUUUUAUAAUCGAAUUAUUAAAUAAAGAGUUAUUAAGUGUUUGUUCUUGUAUAUUUUUCAUAUUACUCAUUUAUAGUUAAGUUGAGACUCCCAACUCAGACGUGUGAUAUCAUAACAAAUUCAGCAUUAUAAGAGAAGUAGUUUUCUUCACUAAAUCAAUAUGC
Vigna angularis (adzuki bean) is the source of this 1790-nucleotide messenger RNA. RefSeq lists its product as uncharacterized. The coding region runs from base 152 to 1015 and encodes 287 amino acids. Gene Ontology annotation, molecular function: catalytic activity. The record is from RefSeq and is a predicted model, not a curated record. The transcript is spliced from 9 exons. NCBI's taxonomy places the organism in Eukaryota, Viridiplantae, Streptophyta, Magnoliopsida, Fabales, Fabaceae.